CCCCAGCACCCGCCGUGAUACCCUCUGCUCUGCAGCACCCUCUAAUCCUUGCUCGACGCGCAGCAGACGACCUCACGACCGGACUUUACGACGACUUCGGACCCGCUAGGAAAUAUUUCCACGCAUACAUCCACAUUCCGCAUAUCCAACCCAGACACGCACCAUGCCCUCGCGAAUUCGCAAGGCCGCAGCCGCUUCCCCACCACCCGCGACGGCGAAUGGCGACGCUACACCACCACCGCCCCCGCCCAAGGACGAGGCGGCCGCAGCCGUCGACGUCGACGCGCUGCUGGCGCCCGUGCCCGGCGAGCAGCGCGAGGAGGUGAAGGUGAACAACGCGAGUGCGUCAGAUAUGAAGCACGCGUGCGACGAUGCCCUCAAACGCUAUCUCUCCCGACCCGACCUCUUCAAGCAAAUUCACACACAUACAGACGUACGAUUGGCUCUCGGCUGGCUCUCAGUACUGGUCGCCGGCGCAACGGGUCUCUAUGGCUGGCGCGUACCCUUUGAACAGGGCAAACCCGUGGUGUGGGCGGGGGUGAUUGCAUACGUGAUCCUGACGGUUAUCCAAACGCUAUACGCGUAUUUUGUCGAGGGCGAUAUCGUGUUCGUCGGGAAGCGCAAGACGUUCGACAAACGCAUCGUGACCGAGCGGAUAACGAUCACCUCGAAGACGACGCCCUCGACGCCCCAAACGCCGCCAGGAUACGCACUCUCACUCGCGUACGUGCGCUCGGCGGCGGGCGGGAAGACGCUUCUCGGCAAGGGCCGCGCGCAGGAGGAGCGGCACUACACGGAGUUCUUCGACACCGCGGGCGUCAUGGACCAGGAGCGCUUCGAGCGCUGGGUCGGCGGCGUUGUCGGGCGCGUCAUGGACGGGAAAGCGCAAUAGGCGUAGGCGCAGGGAGACCGGUGGUGAAAAUUUGUACGCCUUAGGGGCGGGUAUGGGUAUACCGUAUGGAUGGCACUAUGGAUGGCACUAUGGAUGGUAUGGUAUUUAGUGCGUAGGUGGAAGGUAGAAGGUAGUAGGGAAGGCGAAGGAGGCUGUACGUGUACAUGUAGUCGGCCAUGGGCUCCUUUUUUCAUCUUCUACUCAUGCGAGGCUGCAGGCAGUUGUGUCUGUGACAUUAAGUUUAAAG
Molecule: messenger RNA, 1139 nt
Organism: Trametes versicolor FP-101664 SS1
Lineage: Eukaryota; Fungi; Basidiomycota; Agaricomycetes; Polyporales; Polyporaceae
Exons: 4
Coding region: 164-892 (242 amino acids)
Biological process (GO): protein targeting to ER
Cellular component (GO): signal peptidase complex; membrane
Source: RefSeq, a predicted model, not a curated record